AUGAGCUUCCAUGAGAGAAACUAUCUUAUUGUAGUAGAUUACUUUAGCAGCUUUAUAGAAGUGGAUCCGCUAAUUGACACUACGUCAAAGACGGUUUUGUCAAAAUUAAAGGCUCAGUUUGCCCGUCAAGGAAUUCCCCAGACGGUGGUGACCGAUAAAGGUCCACAUUUCGUCACUAGUGAAUUUCAGCAAUUCGCUAAAAAGUGGGAAUUCGAUCACAUAACAAGUCCGUAUCAUUCCCAAAGCAACGGCAAAGUGGAAAGUGCAGUGAAAAUAUGUAAGUAUCUGAUGGUGAAAGCCCUAGAGGCACGGGAAGACCCGUGGAUGGCUUUGUUGCAUCAACGAAAUACACCACCGCAAGGAACAAUAAGUCCAGCUCAACGUCCUUUUAGUAGAAGAACUACCGGGCUGUUGCCUAUGAAGCCCGAUUUAGUUAAACCUCAAGUGGUCGAUGGGAUCUCCCAACAAUUAGCCAAACAGAAACAAAAUAUUACAAUCAAGAGAAACAGUUGGAAGAAAAAAGCUGUGGUAAUAGAGCAAACUAGAGAACGAUCGUACAAAGUUCGAACAGAGGAUGGUAGAAUACAUAGGCGGAAUCGACGACAAUUGAAGAUUACGAAUAAGGCAAUACUGAAUAACUCAUCUACGCUAGUGAAUAAUGACGAUGUUGGCUUAGAACAAGUAGCAGCAGAAUCCAGUGUCGACCUGCCACCGCAAGACUGCCAACUUCAGGCAGAUUACGUCAAGUUUGAAUUCACUCUGGCGGAUAGACAGAAGAAAGCGUUACAAAAUGCCUUUCAGAAACACACGGGCUACACCCUACGAUUAUCUCACUCACACUUAUCAGGAGGUAAUGUCUGGAAUAUGACUCGGACUCAAUACAACAAGAUCACGAAGGCAAGGACCAACGUCGGAAUGUCGAUUUGA
This is a messenger RNA of Corticium candelabrum, 927 nucleotides long. RefSeq lists its product as uncharacterized. NCBI's taxonomy places the organism in Eukaryota, Metazoa, Porifera, Homoscleromorpha, Homosclerophorida, Plakinidae. Gene Ontology annotation, molecular function: nucleic acid binding. The coding region runs from base 1 to 927 and encodes 308 amino acids. The transcript is spliced from 3 exons. Gene Ontology annotation, biological process: DNA integration. The record is from RefSeq and is a predicted model, not a curated record.